This is a messenger RNA of Lymnaea stagnalis (great pond snail), 1539 nucleotides long. The record is from the annotation of a GenBank genome assembly. Lineage: Eukaryota; Metazoa; Mollusca; Gastropoda; Lymnaeidae.
CAAAAAUUCAAAGAAUUACCAGGAGCUUUUAGACGCAACUGAAAAAGGAGUAUGUCUUGUUAUGUUUAUUUAUUUAUGUAUGCAAACAAAAAAUGACAAUGAAAAUCAUUAUACAGCUUCUUUUUUUUUUUAAUAAACUAUUUUUUAUUUCUAAUUUAGUAUUUGAUCGCUGUUAUGCAACUUUGGAUGCCAAAUAAACAUUUACAUAAAAACAUGUAGACUCCAUUUUUUUUUAUAAAUAACUAAUGUUACUUCUUUUUUAAGUUGUUAGAGAGUUUUAAAAAGAAGGAGACAUCCAUCAUCUCUGUGACUAUAACUAACCUCAGGUACACUAUUUAUUUUUUCAUUUAACAAAAAGUCUCUUUAAAAAUAAAUCAGGCAAAUAUNUAUAUAUAUAUAUAUAUAUACAUACAUAUAUAUAUAUAUUAUAUAUAUAUAUAUAUAUAUUCAUUUUUCUAAAUAUCCUUUAUUGUCACUUUAAACAUAAACCUAAUGUACAUGGCACUGAUCAUCCCCGCAGACAAGGAAGUCUUAUUAUUGAAGUGUAUAUUACCAUGGCAACCAAUAACACCACUGACAGGGAAAGUGAACUGAGACUGUCCAAGGUGUUGGUGGAAAUAAUGCAGGAUGGCAUUGGCAUUACAAUAAACAAUACAGAUGGAGUCAUAUCACAUCUGAUAAUAAGUGGAGUAGAAAGUGAGUCUCUAUUUACUUUUUUAAAUAUUUUAAUUGUGUUUAUUAAACUUUUAUGUUCUUUUUACUGGAACUUAAAAAAUGUAAGAAUAAUCAAUGUAAAAUAAAUGAUGUAAUCAUAAAGCCAUGCGGAAAGAUUAGAAUAAAUCUAGAAAUUAUUGAGGUAAUUCUUUUUUUUUUUAUAAAUUUGUAUCUGACAUUUUUAUUUUCUAUGACCUUGACAGUAUUGAUUUUUUAAACAUUUUUUCAAAUGUUUUUUUAGAAUAAUUGAUUUUAACUGAUAAGUUUAUUGUUGCCAUUGAAAUCAAGUGCCGGGUAUUAUAGUUUUUGUUCAUAUUUGUCUUACUGAACCUGGUGUAAAAAAAAUUAUUGAAUUUUGUAUGAGUUUUUAAAAACAAUAUUUUAAAUUAUUAAUGAAUUAUAUUGUCUCAUGACUGGUUCAGUUUUUUCCUGAAAAUGUUGAUAAAUUGUUAAAUUUAUCAUAUAUACUCAUCCAUAAAAUUUACUACCCAUAUUUCAUUUCUCAAAAGGAAUAAAGAUGUUUUUUUAUAUACAAAAUAAGCACAGAGUUUUCUGGGAAUUAAGAUGUGACAAGAUGUAACAAAAAACAAUUUUCGGAUUAGCAGUGGCUGUUAAACCCAAAUAUGUAAUGUACCAUUUAAUGCUGUGUUCAUAUCAAGGCGUACUUCCUCGUAAUAUGUUAACUUUGGAUUUCAUCUCUAUAUUAUCAUAACUCCAGUACAUAAUACUGACACACCUUGUGUCAUCAAGAGCAAGAUAGACCCAUGCUCAGUUUUUUCUGUGUGUGUAGAAGAAGGGAAGGAAGCCAUCUGCAGGUUAGUCUGA